This is a messenger RNA of Varroa destructor (honeybee mite), 991 nucleotides long. RefSeq lists its product as uncharacterized. Lineage: Eukaryota; Metazoa; Arthropoda; Arachnida; Mesostigmata; Varroidae. The record is from RefSeq and is a predicted model, not a curated record.
GCUUUGGAGGAAACCAAGGCGGGCGUUUUCCAGCUCCACCACAUAAGAACUUUGGAGGCAACCAAGGUGGGUGGUCCCCAGCCCAACAAAAAAUCUCUGGAGGUAACCAAGGAGGCUGGCCUUCUGGAGGUCAGAAGAGCUUCGGCGGUAACCAGGGGGGCUGGCCCUCUGGAGGUCAGAAGAACUUUGGAGGUAACCGGGGAGGCUGGCCCUCUGGAGGCCAGAAGAACGUUGGCGGAAACCAAGGGGUAUGGUCGGCUGAGCCCCAGAAGAAUUUCGGAAGGAAUCAGGAUGGAUGGUCCGAUGGUUCUCAGAAGAGCUUCGGCGGAAACCAGGGAGGAUGGUCCAAUUCGCCUCAAAAGAACUUCGGCGGGAACCAAGGCGGAUGGUCUGCUGCCCCUCAGAAGAGCCAAGCUGGAAACCAAGGAGGAUGGUCUGACUCCUACCAGGGAAAAGGCGCUUACCAAGGCUCUGCGGGGAAAAGCUUUGGACAAGGUCAUCAAGGAGGUCAUGGGGGGAGCUAUAGAGGAAACCACGGAAACCUUGGUGCCAUGAUUCACGGAGGAUCGUACGGUGGUGGUAAACAGGUAGAAACGUCAAGUUACUCUGGAACAAUUCAUCACGUUGCUCCAGCCAAGUCCUAUGGAGGUGGCGAUCACAGCAAAGGUGGCGGUAGUGAGGGAUGGAACCAAGGAGGAAAUCAGAGAAGCUGGGACAACCAGGGCAGCAACCAAGCUGGUUGGAGCGCGGCUGGUUCCCAAAAACAAGGAAACCAAGGUUGGGACAAUUCUGGAGGAAGUCAAGCUGAAUGGACUCAGGGCGGAAAUCAGAGUGGAUGGAGCCAAGGUGGUAGUAAUAGUGGUACUAAUCAAGGGGGAUGGGCUCAGGCCGGAAGCCAGGCAGGUGGCCAUGGAGGAAAUCAAGGUGGAUGGACUCAAGGCAGCAAUACCCAGGGGGGGUGGAGUCAGGGCGGUAACCAGAAAUCACAAGG